AGCCGCGGUAUUACUAUACAGUAAUAGGUGGGGCUUCUUGCUAAGAAGGGGAACGAGGUCCGACUUGGCGGUUCGAGGCGUUGCUGGUCCGAACACCUACUCCAGCCGCGCAACAGCGUGCGCUGCGGGCAGGACGGAAAAUGAGUCUACAAUCUGUACACAAAGCGCUUCAAUCCAGUGUGAACGAAGUGCUUGAUAAAGUAGACGAUUCUACAUUAGGACCAGAAGAUUGCUUUGAAGUGGAAAGCGAAGUAAGUGACAUUGUGCACAGAUGGCGACAAUUUGGGGAGCACUACGCAUCGCCAGGCAAAGCUUGAAGAGAUAAGGCUGGAUCGGGUUCUGUCCCCAGAGAAUGCCUCACCAAGACUGUUCAUAGAGGAGCGUAGGUAGAUUCCUGAGGCAGAAGGCUACGAAUGGCAGGAACACGGCCAGCCGUCGUGGAGGCAGGUAGUGAAGCUGUGGUCAUAAAGCAGAG
This is a messenger RNA of Geodia barretti, 475 nucleotides long. NCBI's taxonomy places the organism in Eukaryota, Metazoa, Porifera, Demospongiae, Tetractinellida, Geodiidae. The record is from the annotation of a GenBank genome assembly.